Saccostrea echinata is the source of this 1419-nucleotide messenger RNA. Its product is annotated as 3'-5' exoribonuclease 1-like. Lineage: Eukaryota; Metazoa; Mollusca; Bivalvia; Ostreida; Ostreidae. Bases 102 to 1169 code for a protein of 355 amino acids. The transcript has 6 exons. Gene Ontology annotation, cellular component: nucleolus; cytoplasm. The record is from RefSeq and is a predicted model, not a curated record. Gene Ontology annotation, biological process: exonucleolytic trimming to generate mature 3'-end of 5.8S rRNA from tricistronic rRNA transcript (SSU-rRNA, 5.8S rRNA, LSU-rRNA). Gene Ontology annotation, molecular function: nucleic acid binding; 3'-5'-RNA exonuclease activity.
UGUUCAUGAUAAUGAUUGCAAUGACUGUGGACAACUAGUCAAUUUGCCGUGAUAAUGGUGUUUUAUCAAGUUUUGAACGUUUCAGAAGAAUAGAUCUGAUAAUGUCAUCGAUUGAAGAAGCGAAGGGCGAUAUCGCAACAGACGAGAAGGGUAGUGAAACUCCUAAGAAAGUUCACAGAAUGAAAGCAAAAAAGGACCAGGUAGAUGAAGUAGACCCUGUGUACAAAAAGUUAUCAGCAAUAAAUGGGGAGAUUAAUCGCAUGUCUUUGAAGGAACUACAGGACAAGUUGACUGAAUUAAAACUUGAUGCAAGAGGUUCCAAAGACAUUCUACAGAAAAGACUGAAGAUGCAUUUCAAGCAGAGGAAGUUAAUGAAAGCUAAAAUAAAGCCACCUGUGGAAUGUACAUAUGAUUAUUUAAUUGUCAUUGAUUUCGAAGCAACGUGUCAAGAGAACAACUAUAAUUACACCCAUGAGAUCAUUGAAUUUCCAGCAGUGUUAGUAGACUGCCACACCAGAGAAAUAGUUGAUGAAUUUCAUGAAUACUGUAAACCUGUUCUUAAUCCAAGAUUGACAGAAUUUUGCAGUAGUCUUACUGGUAUUUCACAGAGAGUUGUAGAUAAAUCAGAUGAAUUUCCAGCUGUCCUUGACAGAAUGCAGUCAUGGAUGACUAGUCAUUACUUAGGAAUACAUCAUACCUUUGCCAUUGUCACUGAUGGACCAUGGGAUAUGAGUCGUUUUCUUCAAAUGCAAUGUAAUUUGAGCAAGAUAACCUUCCCUCAUUGGGGAAAAAAGUGGAUAAACAUUCGCAAAGCUUAUUCAAGCCACUAUUCUUGUAAACGUAUGAACCUGGAAGAAAUGUUGAUAAAUCUGGGACUUAAAUUUGAAGGAACACAGCACUGUGGAUUACAUGAUUCCAGGAAUAUAGCCAAGAUUGCUAUUCAGCUUUUGGAGGAUGGCUGUGAUUUGGUGAAAAACGAAUUUCUGCAUGUGGCACAACCUCCACCUGGGCCUAAGGGUUCCAGAGAAAAUGGAUCUUGGGGUGGUGACAAUAAAACUAGGUCAAAGGAGGAAAUUGAACAGAGACUAGAAGCACUUAAGUUAGAAUCCAAGAACUUUGUUGAAGAGAAUCAAGAUUUAUUGGAAUACCACAAAUUACAGUCAGCAUGAAUAGUUUUGUAUGAUUGUCUUUAAUCCAAAGUGCUAGCAACUUGAUGAUGAAGAUGUUUGGUUGUCUGAUAUGAAAUGUUGAACAUUAUGUUUAUGAUGUUCUGGAUACAGUGGAUCUGGUGGCAAGAAAUAUUUAUAUUAGAUAAAGGAUGUCAAAUGUUGCAUUUCAAUGUUGUCUUUAAAUGUAUGCUUCAUUUGUGCAUGUUGUGUCAUUUAAGAAAUUGGAAAAAAAUAUAUCCUUUAAAUACAA